Closterium sp. NIES-65 is the source of this 1050-nucleotide messenger RNA. The record is from the annotation of a GenBank genome assembly. NCBI's taxonomy places the organism in Eukaryota, Viridiplantae, Streptophyta, Zygnematophyceae, Desmidiales, Closteriaceae.
AUGCGCGGUGAUGCGAGAUUGUCCAAUGCCACUGUGACUCUCUCUCACCACGUUCCGCAGAAGCGCUCUAGCCGCUGCGCAUGUCCUGCAACGAUCAAUCGCUCUCCUCCUGAACGCACAGCUCACCUCAACUUCCUCGUUCCAACUCUCCUUGCCCCCUCUUUGCCUCUCCAUGCCCCCCUUCCUAUGCUACUACCCUGUUAUCACCCCGCCUUCCCUCCUUUCCCUCCCUUUCCUCCUUCCACUCCCUCUUCUCAUCCCCUCUCCCAACAACCCUCACUCAUCUGUCGCACAACCCUCUUCCGGUCCCUGCGUGCCCCCAUGCCCCUCCCCGCGUUGCUUCCCUCCCCCCACACUCCACCGUGCCCGCUGACCUCCGUGAGCCCGCGGCUGCACCCCCUGCGUCCAACCCUCUCCUGCCUUCGCUGGCAGUCAAGCUGUUUUGCACGUGCUGGCAGUGUGGGGGCAGCUUCGGGGCGGCUGGCAGGCGUGGUCGGCCAGCAGCGACUGCUCCACCGUGCAGGGCGUCGCAUGCGACGCUCGCAGGCAACGUCGUCUCCCUGGUACGUGAGGCAUGUGAGUGCUGCUCCAGCGCAUGUGAGUGCUGCUCCAGCGCAUGUGAGUGCUGCUCCAGCGCAUGUGAGUGCUGCUCCAGCGCAUGUGAGUGCUGCUCUAGCGCAUGUGAGUGCUGCUCCAGCGCAUGUGAGUGCUGCUCCAACGCAUGUGAGUGCUGCUCCAGCGCAUGUGGGUGCUGCUCCAGCGCAUGUGGGUGCUGCUCCAGCGCAUGUGAGUGCUGCUCCAGCGCAUGUGAGUGCUGCUCCAGCGCAUGUGAGUGCUGCUCCAGCGCAUGCGAGUGCUGCUCCAGCGCAUGUGGGUGCCUUCAGAGUACUCUCGGCCCGCUUGCCAGGGGCGUGCCAGCAACGUGUGCAGGUACUGGCUAUGCCCCGGGGAUGGGACGCACCAUCAACGUCCCAGGCAUCCCUCUCCUCACCUCAGUACAUUGCCCCAUCUGUAGUCCUUCCACGUCUCCCCUCCCUCUCCCUCUCCUAA